AUGAGUUACAACUAUUUGAGAUCUGCUAGAAAGGUUAUUUGCAUUGGCCGUAAUUUUGCUGCCCAUAUCAAAGAACUUGAGAAUCCAACUCCCAAGCAGCCGUUCUUCUUCUUGAAGCCUACUUCAGCCAUUAUCACACCAAUUGAUGCAAACAAUGAACGCAAGGUUUUACCCAAAGAUUCGAGUUAUCAUGGUUUGAAUGAUGAUGGAACUAAUCCUUCUCCUAUCUACAUUCCAAAGGGAGUUAUUGUCCAUCAUGAAGUCGAAUUAGGUUUGGUAAUUGACAAAUACAUCUCAAAUGCAGAAGCUAGUAAGUUCAAGGCAGAGGACGUUUACGAUUCAAUCAGCGGAGUGUUUUUGGCAUUGGAUUUGACUGCUCGUAACGUUCAGGACGAGGCCAAGAAGAAAGGUCUUCCAUGGUCCAUUGGUAAAGGGUUUGACUCAUUUCUGCCUGUAUCUCAUUUCAUCUCAAAGGAUCAAUUCAUCAACGAGAAGAAAAACAUACAAAACGCAUUUAGACUCAAGUGCAGUGUCAAUGGUACAUUAAGACAGGACGGUACGACCGAUCUGAUGCUUAAUCAUCUAAACAAGAUUAUUCAACACAUUUCCACAACCAUGUCUCUCGAGCCUGGUGAUUUGGUCCUGACGGGUACUCCAGCGGGUGUCGGAGAAUUGCAUCCUGGUGAUGCAAUCAGAUCUGAGUUGUAUUAUCAUGACACUAAAUUAGUUGACAUGGAAUUCAACUGCGAAGAGCGUCCAGGGCCUUAUGUGUAUAGGGAAACCUGA
Messenger RNA from Torulaspora delbrueckii, 786 nucleotides. It is a transcript of the gene FMP41, whose product is annotated as Fmp41p. The coding region runs from base 1 to 786 and encodes 261 amino acids. Gene Ontology annotation, cellular component: mitochondrion. Gene Ontology annotation, molecular function: acetylpyruvate hydrolase activity. The record is from RefSeq and is a predicted model, not a curated record. NCBI's taxonomy places the organism in Eukaryota, Fungi, Ascomycota, Saccharomycetes, Saccharomycetales, Saccharomycetaceae. The transcript has a single exon.